UCGUCCGGAGGUCCGCGCCGGGAGGCGGGUCUUAGCAAACGUGGUCGCGCAGGGGUUUGUACUGGGACUGUUGCUGCCCUUAAUCCUGCAGGCUCGCACCAGGGCAGCUGCUGAUUUUCGAUUUGCCUCACACAUCCAUAAUCACAUGGUGCUUCAGAAGGAGCCCGCAGGGGCGGUGAUUUGGGGCUAUGGCACACGGGGAGCCACAGUGGCAGUGACUCUUCAUCAAGAUCAGGAAGUCAUCAUGAAGAAAGUGACUCCUGUGAAAGCACCCUCUAAUACCUGGAUGGUGGUGCUGGACCCUUUGAAGCCUGGCGGACCUUAUGAAGUCCUGGCACAGCAGACUUACGGGAGAAGGAACCUGACUCUUGGCGUCCGUGAUGUCUUAUUUGGAGACGUCUGGCUUUGCAGUGGGCAGAGUAACAUGCAGAUGACGGUCUCCCAGAUAUUUAACGCUACGAGAGAGCUGUCCAACACCGCUGCCUACCAGUCAGUCCGCAUCCUCUCUGUGUCCCGGGCUCAGGCGGAGCAGGAGCUGGAGGAUCUUGCUGCGGUUGAUCUGGAAUGGUCAAAGCCCACCGCGGACAACUUAGGCCACGGAAGUUUUGAGUACAUGUCAGCCGUGUGCUGGCUCUUUGGGCGUUACCUGUAUGACACGCUGCAGCAUCCCGUUGGGCUGAUCUCCGCCUCGUGGGGUGGGACCCCCAUCGAAGCCUGGUCACCUGGAAGGUCCCUGAAAGCCUGUGGGGUCCCUAAGCAAGGGUUCGUCCCACCCGACUCUGUGACUGGCCCCAGUAAGCCCUCGGUUCUCUGGAACGCCAUGAUCCAUCCCCUGUGCAGUGUGACUCUGAAAGGCGUAAUAUGGUACCAGGGGGAGGCCAACGUAAAUUUUAACAGAGACCUGUACAACUGCACGUUCCCCGCACUCAUUGCCGACUGGCGCCAAACCUUCCACCUCGGCUCUCAGGGGCAGACAGAGCGUCUCUUCCCGUUCGGUUUUGUUCAGUUGUCUUCUGUUUUGUCUGGUGCAGCCUCGGAUGACGGAUUUUCCCAGAUCCGCUGGCAUCAAACGGCAGAUGUUGGCUAUGUCCCCAACCUGAGGAUGCCCAACACUUUCAUGGCUGUAGCGAUGGAUCUCGGUGACAGGACCUCGCCUUUCGGCAGCAUCCACCCUCGAGAUAAACAGACCGUGGCCUACCGGCUGCACCUGGGGGCCCGCGCGGUGGCCUACGGUGAGAAGCAGCUGACCUUUCAGGGGCCGCUGCCUGAGAAGAUAGCGCUCUUGGUGGACAGAGGGCUGCUUAACCUCACGUAUUCCCAGGAAGUCCUGGUGCGAAGGCUGGAUGACAGGAUCUUCGAGGUCUCAUGUUGUGGCAACCGGCGGUGCACGUGGCUUCCGGCUCCCAUGAACACUUUCUCCACCCGGACGCUGGCCCUGAAUACCAGUUCGUGUUCUGGCGCUCUGGUUGCUGUCCGCUAUGCCUGGACCGCAUGGCCUUGUGAAUAUAAGCUGUGUCCCCUCUACCACCCCAGCAGCACCCUGCCAGCUCCUCCCUUCACUGCUUUCAUGGCAGACCAGAUGCCUGGAUCUCACAGCAGGGUUGCUAAGUGAUGCAGUAUGACCACAGGCAGAAGUACGGAUCCCUUAGAAAUGGGCAUUUAGGAGUUUAAAUGAUGACAACACAACAGUUGCUUUUAUUUUUUUUAUUUUUAUAAAGAUUUUAUUUAUCUUUAGAGGGGAAGGGAAUGAGACAGGGAGAGAAAUAUCAAUGUAUGGUUGCCUCUCAUGCAUCCCUUGCUGGGAACUGGCCUGCAACCCAGGCAUGUGCCCUGACUGGGAAUUGAACCACGAUCCUUUGGUUCACAGGCCUGUGCUCAAUCCACUGAGCUACACCAGCCAGGGCAACAGUUGCUUUUAAAGAAAAUUAAUAGAAACUUGUUGGACAGUUCCCAGCGAGCACCAGGCUGUUUCUGUAUUUUGAGCUGAGUCAGGCCUGGUAGAUAAUGAAAUGCCUGCCUUCUGUCCUCCAGUUCAGGUCUCCCCAACCUCCGGGCCAUGGACCAGUACCAGUCCCAGCCUGACUGGUCAGUACCAGGCACUGGGCCACACAGGCGGAGGUGAGCUUGAAUGUCAUGCGCUUGAAAACCAUCUUGAAACCAUCCCCCUCCUGUGGAAAAAUUGUCUUCCACGAAACUGGUCCCUGGUGCCAAAAAGGUUGGGAACAGCUGCUCUGGUUAGGCUGGUUGUCCAUAGUGGUCUCACGCCAGACUACAAAUAAAUCAAACCGCAGUGUCAUUCACUUCCUUCCGGGUGAAACAUCUGGCUGGCCCACAAGGCCUUGCAGGUCCUCCCAGCACUGUUUCUGCAAUUCCGGGUGUGGGGGGACGAAGUGUUGGAUGUUACACUCCACGCCAAAAUCAGUUCUGCUCUUUGAGUCUGAGUAGCGGCAGUGUGAAUGCUGAGUUAGCAAGGCAGAACCACGUGCAUGCAUCAGGGGAGGUGCAGAGGGCCGGCCCCAGGAACAGAGAAAAGGCGAGGCCAUGGUAGCAAAGACACCCCGGUUGCCAGCAGCAUGUCUGGGGGGAUCACAAGCUUAGGAAGAAUGCGACUCUGGAGGUCACUGACGGGCAAACAGGUCAUUACAGUUAAAUAGAAAUCUCAGGCUCUUUAAAGUUAAGAGUUUUAACUAUAAAAACAAUAUCCAGAUGGAAGAAAAAAGGGAGGCUGAAAGUAAAGCUUCGUGAUGAGCAUUUAGAGAAGUAACCCUCAUGGGACAAAUGUGAAAGAGGGCUUUUGUGUGAGCUUUUAAGAAUCGUAUUUAUUGGUUUAUUAAAAACAGUUAACAGCACUUGGUAAUUGUGUGUUGUCUACUAGAAGUUAGAAAUGUAAGUAUACAGUCACAAGCUGCUUGACAGGGACAGUGUGUGCACCUCAUCAUCUGGCGGUUUUGUCACGAAAACAUCACAGGUGCACUCACACAAACCUGGGUGGCACUGCUCAUCUGCUGCACCUGGGCUGUUACUGUCCCAAAGAUUGCUGGCAGUUUACAGGGGUGUUUGUGUGCCCAAACAUAUCUAAGCACAGGAGAGGUACAGUAAAGUCAUGGUAUGAGAUAAAAACGGUGCACCUGUAGGGGGCACUCACCAUGCAUGGGGCUGGCAGGACCGGAAGUCGUUCUGGGUGAGGCAGUGCAGGAAGUGGUGCUGUGAAGGCUGAGGACAUUCCUGCUCACUGCUGUUGAGGUCACAAACACUGUGCUCUUACGAUACUCUGAAUUUAUAUAAAAAUGUUUUUCUUCCAUAGUGAAUUAGCCUGGGCUUACUGAAACUUUUUACUUUAUAAACUAGACCAAGUCAAGAAGCUGAGGUUCCUUUCAUCUCCAAUAACCUAGUGCACAGUGUGAAAAACGAGGUUUAGGGAGUGGACAUAUUAAUGAAAAGUCAUGUAAAAGUUGACUUAUUUUUAAUGGUUGAAUAAUUUAUUUUUAAUGAUUGAAUAAUUUAAAACAUUUUGUGGGAACUCAGCUUGUUUCCCAAAUGAAAUAACAUUUUACUGUUUAAAAAUGAUAUUUAUAAUCACUGUAGAUGAUUUGGACACUAACAAAAAUAUAAGUAAAAAAUAACCCCAAAUCCAUCAUUUGGAAAGUAACAGUUAUUUUGGUGAACAGUCACUUGAUUUGUCUGGGUUGUACUGUACACACUACACUGGGUAUUACUUUGUAAUCUGUGCUUUUCAUUUAUUCCAGGAAAGUAAUUUUCCUGUUAAACUGUAUACAGAUUUGAGUGUUUUGUUUUAUGGUAGCCCCACGCUUUAACCAAUUGCCUAUUUGUGGACUUAGAGGUUUUCUCCCACUUUUUUACUAUUAAACGAACAGUGUGGUAAUUGUUACUUGCAAACAUCAUACCACACUUAAUUUUCUUAGGACCCUUAAUGUGCAGUAACAGUUUUAAGGAUAAAUAUGUUUACAGCUGUGAUACCUUCUCAGGAGUCCAACAGUUUCGAUUCCCAGGAACAGUGCUGUUCUUUACCUCAUUCUCACUGACACUGCACGUGGUAAAACUCAAAAAACCCCUAACAAUCCAGCAGAUGACAGAUAUAUGGUACUGUUUUUCAACUUUUUAAAAAUGAUGAUCCAUAAAAAACAUUUGAUAUUCCAUGUAUCCCCAUACAUGUGAACGCAUGUCUGAUAUUUAUAUAAAUACAUACAUACACACUAUAUUUGAUAAGAGUUUUAGCCUUUUGGCACAUGAUGCAUUUCAAUACAGUCUGAUUAGUUUAAAUUUAAAAGAUGUACAUCUUGACUCCCUAAGUUUCAGAACCACAAAUGGGUUCUUUCUGUUCUAGGAAAGCUACUAAGUGAAUAUUUUUUUUCAAAGAUUUUAUUUAUUUAUCUUUAGAGGGGAAGGGAAGGAGAGAAGGAGAAAUAUCAAUGUAUGGUUGUCUCUCGUGCGUCCCCUGCUGGGCCCUGGCCUGCAACCCAGGCAU
Messenger RNA from Artibeus jamaicensis (Jamaican fruit-eating bat), 4486 nucleotides. It is a transcript of the gene SIAE, whose product is annotated as sialic acid acetylesterase. Gene Ontology annotation, biological process: carbohydrate metabolic process. NCBI's taxonomy places the organism in Eukaryota, Metazoa, Chordata, Mammalia, Chiroptera, Phyllostomidae. The record is from RefSeq and is a predicted model, not a curated record. The transcript has 10 exons. Gene Ontology annotation, molecular function: sialate O-acetylesterase activity. Bases 146 to 1612 code for a protein of 488 amino acids.